AUGGAUACCGAAAAGCUCAACGGAAACCACACUCCCGAUCUCGAGGGGAACGAACACCAGUUCCUCAUGAACCACUCGGUCCACAGCUUCUCCUGGUCCGAUCUCACCGUCACCGUCAAAGACCGUCGCACGAAACAGCCCCGGAACCUGAUCGAUGGCAGUAGCGGCACUGUUCAAGCGGGUGAAUUGGUCGCCCUGAUGGGCCCAUCAGGCUGCGGCAAGACGACUCUCCUCAACGUCCUCGCGCGGCGGACAGCGUCGUCCGGCGCAAAAACAACAGGCGAGAGCUACGUCAACGGCGCGAAGCUGUCCAACGAUACCUUUGGCCGCAUCACCUCCUACGUAGAGCAGGAGGAUGCGUUGAUCGGGUCACUGACUGUCCAGGAGACGUUGAAAUUUGCGGCGGAUCUCGCGCUUCCACGAUCUGUCACCAAGGCGCAGAGACGCCAGCGCAUCGACACCCUCAUGACGGCGUUUGGCAUCCAGAACCAGGCGGCCACGCUGGUUGGCACGCCGAUCCGCAAGGGCAUCAGCGGCGGACAGAAGCGGCGGGUCAGUGUCGCCAGCCAAUUGAUUACGUGUCCGAAGAUUCUCUUUCUGGACGAGCCGACCAGCGGGUUGGAUUCGACGGCGAGCUACGAGGUGAUUUCGUACGUGAAGCGACUCGCGGUGGCGAAUAAUUUGAUCAUCAUCGCGAGCAUCCACCAACCGUCCACCACGACGUUCCAGCUCUUCGACAAGCUCCUGCUGCUGUCGGGCGGACAAACAUGCUACUUCGGCCCCGUGGCCAGCGUCCCGAGCUACUUUGAGAGCAUUGGCUGUCCCAUCCCGGCGAGCACGAACCCGGCUGAAUUCCUCCUCGACAGCGUCAGCUCCGACUUCACCGAGGCGCAGGGGCGUGUGGAGCAGAUCAAGUCGGCGUGGGCGCAACGCUUGUCCUCCACGCAGUCGGCAUCCUCGCACACUACCGAUGGGAAGACUGGACGGAUAGACAUGGCUGAACUAGGCCGGCCCAACGUGCUCCAGAUUACGCUGUCCCUUUUGCACCGGCUGUUUAUCAAGAGCUACCGCGAUGUGGUGGCGUAUGGGAUCCGCAUUGUGAUGUAUAUGGGUCUUGCCAUCAUGAUGGGCACCGUCUGGUUGCGUCUGCAUACUUCGCAGGACUACAUCCAGCCAUUUAUCAACGCUAUCUUCUUCGGUUCGGCAUUUAUGAGCUUCAUGGCUGUGGCCUACGUGCCAGCCUUCCUCGAAGACCGGGCGACAUUCACUAAAGAACGCGCCAACGGACUCUACGGCGCACUGCCAUUCAUCGUGUCCAACUUUAUCAUCGGCCUUCCCUUUCUCUUCGUGAUAUCCCUUCUCUUCUCCAUAGUCAGCUAUUGGCUCUCCAACUUCCGCCCGAGCGGCACCGCCUUCUUCACCUGGGUAAUGUGGCUCUUCCUCGACCUGCUGGCGGCCGAAAGCCUCGUCGUCUUCGUGACCUCGCUGUUCCCGAACUUCGUCAUCGCGCUCGCGCUGGUCGCCUUCGCCAACGGGCUGUGGAUGAGCGUGGGUGGGUUCCUGGUGUCGCCGACGAUCCUCAACCCGUUCUGGAAAUACGUCUUCCACUACAUCGACUACCAGGCGUACGUGUUCCAGGGGAUGAUGGUGAACGAGUUUGCGGACCGCGUGUAUACCUGCGGCGAGGGGUGCAAUUGCAUGUACCAGACCGAUCUGGCCGGGCAGUGCAUGAUCCGGGGGACGGGCGUGUUGCAGGCGUAUGGUGUCCUUCACUUCGUGUCGCCACCAAUAUACUCCGUACGUCCGACACUAUGCCAUUGUCUCCCUGCCUCUACGCAACAGCCUGAGACGAUGAACCCAUCCGAACCGCCGCCGUUCCCCAAACAAGACACUCCAGUGAUCCUCCCGGACCCUUCAGAAUUCGCCGAACUCCACACCGAGCGCUUGACACUGCGACUGCUGCGGGUAGACAAUGACGAAGAUGCCGCGGGACUGUUCCGCAUUCGCAGUCAGCCGGAGGUCAUGAACUGGAUGAGGCUAAAAGCCGCAGACGCUUGCGUAGACGACACGAAGGCGUGGAUCCGCAAAAAGGUGCUCCGUCAGGUGGGCAGCGCCGCCGAUGCAUCAUCCAGUCGGCUAUUCUAUUUUGCCGUCGUGGAAAAGAGCCGUGACGGGGGCAGCGCCGGAGAGAAGAUCGUCGGCGCCGCGGGGGUGAAUUCUAUACAUCCUGCGCCGGCCGUGGGGUGUAUGUUCCAUCCUGACGUCUGGGGGAAGGGAUAUGCGACCGAGGCUGUGAGGGCGGUCGUUACGGCGUGGUGGGAGUUGCCGCGGGCGUGGUGCGUGGAGGAGGAGAAGCUUUUCGCGGCGGUCAAGGGGGCGAAUGUAGGGAGUUUGAGGGUGCUUGAGAAGGUUGGGUUUGAGGUCUAUGCGUAUACAGACUCGGUGGAGAGGUUGGCUUUGAUGGCUAUGAGGAGACCUUCGGUCUGA
Molecule: messenger RNA, 2487 nt
Organism: Aspergillus terreus NIH2624
Lineage: Eukaryota; Fungi; Ascomycota; Eurotiomycetes; Eurotiales; Aspergillaceae
Product: putative ABC transporter
Exons: 10
Coding region: 1-2487 (828 amino acids)
Cellular component (GO): membrane
Molecular function (GO): ATP binding; ABC-type transporter activity; ATP hydrolysis activity
Source: RefSeq, a predicted model, not a curated record